AUUUCUCGCGAGACGUUCCGCUCCCCAAGGAAGGAUAUUUUGCUUGCGCAAAUCCUCUCGGGGGCGUGGUACGAGAAUUCGAACAGCGGAGCAUCUCACUCGCGCGUAUCGGUGUUUGGCCAUUGUGACAAGCAGUAUCGUCCAGUUGAGUCAUCCAGCAAAAAGAGAGAGUCCGCUUUCACUUAUCGUGCCGGUUAUAAAGAGCGCUUACUUUAACGGAGGUUGUAUUGCACUUGGUCGCGUCAGUCGCCGCUCUGUGAUCUCACCAUGUCUUACAGCAACUACCGAGCUCUCUGCCAGUGGGUUCCCACGAAUGGGUGCAACAUCCCUCCCCAGGCCGUUCACGGCGGAGAGGACUCCAGCGGGGAAACUCUCUACAUCGGCCGUGCCCGUCAUUCCGGCGAUAUCGUGCCGGGAAAAGUUGUUCCCUCCCACAGUUGCUGCUAUGUUGCGUGGGGCGGCCAGGAGAACAGUCAUCGGGAUUACGAGAUCCUCGUCACUCACUCCGAAUCGGAAUUCGCGUGGGAGCACGCCAGCCAGGGACGUCUCCCUGCCGGUGCUCUCCAGGGAGGCGUGACCACCGACGGUGAGCCCUUGUACAUCGGUCGUGUACACCACGAGGGAUCAUUGACUAUCGGCAAGGUCCAGCCGAGCCACGGUGUCUGUUACAUCCCCUAUGGCGGCCAAGAGGUCCCCCACACGGACUAUGAGGUCCUCGUAUGCAAAGUCAUCAGACUUUCGUUCUAGAGACUUCCUCAAGCUCGAAACUCCAUCGGAUCUUGGGCUGACGCAUUCAUAGAACUCACUAGGCUCAAGUUCUCGACGAGUCAAGAGAUUUUGUAAUAAAUUGUGAGUGGGUGCCGACUUCAAGGUCAUGUGGCUUUCCUCUCGAUCAAG
This is a messenger RNA of Galendromus occidentalis (western predatory mite), 897 nucleotides long. RefSeq names its product natterin-3. The transcript is spliced from 3 exons. The record is from RefSeq and is a predicted model, not a curated record. Bases 268 to 747 code for a protein of 159 amino acids. Lineage: Eukaryota; Metazoa; Arthropoda; Arachnida; Mesostigmata; Phytoseiidae.